UCUUCCUCCUAGAACCAUUCGCCCUAAAAAACAGGUCAAAAAUAAGAAAUGGGUUUGAAGAAGGAAUCUUUUUACAGCAACAGGAAGUGUAUUAUCUUGUUUUGUUCAGCAUUUUUGCUUCUUUGGGGCAGUGCCCAUGGAGAAGAAGGGCACCCCAACUAUAAAGAUGCCUUAGCAAAGGCCAUUCUGUUCUUCCAGGGACAGAGGUCAGGAAAGCUCCCAAAGGACCAGCAGAUAACUUGGAGGUCCAGUUCUGGCCUUUCAGAUGGCCUACUUGCCCAUGUUGAUUUAACCGGAGGAUAUUACGACGCUGGAGACAAUGUGAAGUUCAACUUUCCUAUGGCCUUCACCACCACUAUGUUAUCAUGGAGCACACUAGAAUACGGCAAAAAACUCGGUCCUGAACUACGCAACGCCAAGGCCGCGAUCAAGUGGGGUACGGACUACCUAAUAAAGUGUGCAACUGCCACUCCAGGCGUUUUAUAUGUUGGAGUGGGCGAUCCAAAUGCGGACCACAAGUGUUGGGAGCGCCCAGAGGAUAUGAACACAAUACGAACCGUCUAUUCGGUUUCUCAACGAAAUCCUGGUUCUGAUGUGGCUGCGGAGACCGCAGCAGCGCUAGCGGCUGCAUCUUUGGUUUUUCGGAAAUCGGAUCCAAAGUACUCGAAGUUGUUGUUAAGAACUGCGAAGAAUGUGAUGCAAUUUGCUAUACAACAUAGAGGGGCUUAUAGUGAUUCUCUUGGCUCUGCUGCAUGUCCAUUUUAUUGCUCAUUUUCGGGAUAUAAGGAUGAGUUAUUAUGGGGAGGGGCAUGGUUAUACAGAGCAACCAACGAUGUAUACUACCUUAACUUCAUCAAGUCAUUGGGAGCCGAUGAUUCAACCGACAUUUUUAGUUGGGACAACAAAUAUGCUGGUGCUCGUGUUCUUCUCUCGAGAAGAACAUUGGUAGAUAAUGACAAAGCAUUUGAGCCAUUUAGGCAGCAGGCUGAAGACUUCAUGUGCAAAAUCCUACCAAAUUCUCCUUCUUCAACUACAAGAUAUACUCAAGGUGGAUUGAUGUACAAACUACCUCAAGACAAUCUACAAUAUGCCACAUCUAUAUCCUUCUUACUUACAACAUAUAGCAAAUACAUGGCAUCGUCAAAGUCAAAACACACAUUCAAUUGUGGCGGGCUUAUUGUAACGGCCAAGACCCUUCGAGAUUUGGCAAAGCAACAAGUGGAUUACAUUCUCGGGGUGAAUCCGUUAAAGAUGUCUUACAUGGUAGGUUUUGGGCCACAUUACCCGAGGAGGAUACAUCAUAGAGGUUCCUCCUUGCCAUCAUUGUCGGUCCAUCAUCAAUCCUUCGGGUGCGGCAGUGGUUUCCAGUCUUUCUUUUACUCUGCAAAUUCAAACCCGAACAUAUUGGUUGGUGCGAUUGUGGGUGGUCCGAAUCAAAGCGAUGGUUUUGCCGAUGAUAGGACAGACUAUAGUGAAUCAGAGCCAGCAACUUACAUCAAUGCUGCAGCGGUUGGGCCAUUGGCAUACUUUGCUGGUAUCUAUAGCAAUUAGAAAUUAUCAAGGGCAUUUGAAGUUAGAGUUAGUUAAUGAGGGGCCUAAGGGCUAAGGCUUAAGUCCCCAAGGGUGCAAAUUGUAAAUUUUUUUAAUUUUACAAGUUUUCAUUUGGGCUUAAUAUUGUAUGCAAUUAAUAUCAAAGCUUCCACUUAUCCACAAUUGAAAAAGUCUUC
Molecule: messenger RNA, 1727 nt
Organism: Impatiens glandulifera
Lineage: Eukaryota; Viridiplantae; Streptophyta; Magnoliopsida; Ericales; Balsaminaceae
Product: endoglucanase 3-like
Exons: 6
Coding region: 49-1551 (500 amino acids)
Biological process (GO): carbohydrate metabolic process
Molecular function (GO): hydrolase activity, hydrolyzing O-glycosyl compounds
Source: RefSeq, a predicted model, not a curated record